AUGUCCGCUCUCUCCUCUCUCCAGCGUCCACUCAUCACCCGCUCCUCCCUCCACCGCCGGCUCCCUCUCUCCCCCCCACCCCCUCCGCCGGCGGAUCGCCUCUGUCUCCGCCCUCCAAACCCUCACCACAGCCGCCGGUUCGAAAUCCGCGCCCUUGACGUCGCCCAGCCGUUCGACCUCGAAUCCCGAUUCUCCGACCGGUUCCAGAAAUCCAGCAAGCUCAAGAUCGCCAUAAUCGGGUUCGGCAACUUCGGUCAGUUCCUCGCCAAAACCCUAAUCCCCCAGGGCCAUACCAUCCUCGCCUACUCCCGGUCCGAUUACUCCGACGUGGCUGCCAGCCUCGGCGCAUCCUUCUUCUCUGACGCCGAUGAUCUCUGCGAGGAACACCCUGAGGUAAUUCUCCUUUGCACCUCAAUUCUCUCGACCGAGAAAGUCCUUCGGUCAUUGCCAUUUCAAAGAUUGAAGCGAAGUACAUUGUUUGUAGAUGUACUGUCAGUGAAAGAAUUCCCUAGGAGUUUGCUUGUGCAAAUGCUGCCGUUGGAUUUUGAUAUAUUGUGCACACACCCAAUGUUUGGACCUGAGAGUGGAAAAGACGGUUGGAAUAAGCUUCCAUUUGUCUAUGAGAAGGUCAGAAUUGGAACUGAUGAAUCUAGGGUUUCGCGGUGCGAGAAAUUUCUUGAUAUUUUCGCGAAAGAGGGGUGUAGAAUGGUUGAAAUGUCGUGUGCAGAUCACGAUCGACACGCAGCUGGGACACAAUUCAUUACUCAUACAAUGGGUAGGAUUCUUGAGAAGUUGAAGCUGGAAUCAACACCGAUUAACACGAAAGGGUAUGAGACGUUGUUGGAUUUGGUUGAGAAUACGGCUAGUGACAGUUUCGAUCUGUAUUAUGGGUUGUUUAUGUACAACAAGAAUGCUUUGGAGGAGUUGGAGCGGUUGGACCUGGCAUUUGAAUCGCUGAAGAAAGAGUUGUUUGGGCAAUUGCAUGAUAUUCUGAGGAAGCAAUUGUUUGGAAAGGCAGAGGGAUCAGAGGGUUCAGAGGAUCUAGAAUCCCAAAACAAUUGAGAAUCUAUAAUCUCGGUAUGUGUCUGGUGCUUUGUUACUCUAUGGAAUAAUGACAACUUGUUCUACGCAGCGCAAUGGGAACCAUUGGCGUCUGCAACAUUCUGGUGGUGCACGACCCCUGUAUUUUUGGAUUAAUUUCCUAGCCUCCGAGUUUGGAGGAUCUUUUCAGUUUUUUUGUUUAGCUCUGCAGGAUUUUUCCAUUUCACCUAGGAGUAUUUAUUUUCUUUCUUGGACUAGGUAGGAGGGCUUUCUUAAGUUUAUUUAAGCAGCAAUGGUAGAAACCGUAGAAUUCAUUUUUUGUUUCUGGGGGAGCUCCAUCUUUAUUGUGACUACUUCACUGAUAUUUAUUCAUUGUGCUAAGGCCAAGCAGGCUUCAGCCAUAUACACUUGCUUCUUCUGCA
Messenger RNA from Rhododendron vialii, 1463 nucleotides. Its product is annotated as arogenate dehydrogenase 2, chloroplastic-like. Bases 1 to 1062 code for a protein of 353 amino acids. Lineage: Eukaryota; Viridiplantae; Streptophyta; Magnoliopsida; Ericales; Ericaceae. The record is from RefSeq and is a predicted model, not a curated record. The transcript is spliced from 3 exons. Gene Ontology annotation, molecular function: prephenate dehydrogenase (NADP+) activity; prephenate dehydrogenase (NAD+) activity; NAD+ binding. Gene Ontology annotation, biological process: L-tyrosine biosynthetic process.